CCCUAAAAUCAUAUUGGUCUUCUUCUACGAUAAGAAAUUUCGAAAUUAAGAGAAACAAACAACAAUGCCAAACCCUAGAGUUUUCUUUGACAUGACAGUCGGCGGCCAACCGGCCGGCCGGAUCGUGAUGGAGCUGUUCGCCGAUGUCACUCCCCGCACCGCCGAGAACUUCCGUGCACUGUGCACUGGUGAGAAGGGAGUCGGCAGGAGCGGCAAACCCCUUCAUUACAAGGGUUCGUCGUUCCACCGUGUGAUCCCUAGUUUCAUGUGCCAGGGAGGCGAUUUCACCGCCGGAAAUGGUACAGGAGGUGAAUCGAUCUACGGCGCCAAGUUCGCCGAUGAGAACUUCAUCAAGAAGCACACCGGCCCUGGUAUUCUAUCCAUGGCGAAUGCUGGACCUGGAACCAACGGGUCUCAGUUCUUCAUUUGUACCGCUAAGACCGAGUGGCUCGAUGGGAAGCACGUCGUGUUCGGUCAAGUCAUUGAAGGCAUGGAUGUGGUAAAGGCCGUUGAAAAAGUCGGUUCAAGCUCCGGAAGGACCUCGAAAGCGGUUGUCAUUGCCGAUUGUGGCCAACUCUCUUAGAUUAGCCUAUGCUAGCUCCACCGCCGUCGUCUGCUCCGGCGAAAAUAGUAUCUAUGAUCAUUUCCUAUUUGCGUGUGUUGUUUUAACUUGCUCUGCGAAUAUGGGUCUGUGUGAGUCUCCUUUUUAGGGCUAUGGGUCAUGGGUUUAUGCUACUUGAGUUUAUGUGCAGCUGCCGUUUUACCUUUCUGUUAAAUGGCGGUUUUGCGGUGCUUCUUCCUAGACAUAAUUGGUUGUUCAAACCGAGGACCUUCAAUAAUAUGGCUGUGUCUUUAACUCA
This is a messenger RNA of Benincasa hispida (wax gourd), 860 nucleotides long. Its product is annotated as peptidyl-prolyl cis-trans isomerase 2. Gene Ontology annotation, molecular function: cyclosporin A binding; peptidyl-prolyl cis-trans isomerase activity. The record is from RefSeq and is a predicted model, not a curated record. Gene Ontology annotation, biological process: protein folding; protein peptidyl-prolyl isomerization. Gene Ontology annotation, cellular component: cytosol; cytoplasm; plasma membrane. Lineage: Eukaryota; Viridiplantae; Streptophyta; Magnoliopsida; Cucurbitales; Cucurbitaceae.